Messenger RNA from Haemonchus placei, 318 nucleotides. Lineage: Eukaryota; Metazoa; Nematoda; Chromadorea; Rhabditida; Trichostrongylidae. The record is from the annotation of a GenBank genome assembly.
UUCGAAUGUUGUGGUGUAGAUGGAUCAGAUGAUUUGCGUGUGUGGCGUGCUUCCAAAUGGUAUAUGCAUCAGAAGGCUGUGCCCAAGAGUGUUCUACCUGCUUCAUGCUGCGUUCCGGGAAAGGAGGAUGAGUGCCGUUUUGGUGACAUGAAAGCACCGAACAAAACAACCACCUAUACAGCUACCUGCUACAUGCCCCUAAGGACGGAUCUGCUCUAUGUAGUAAAUGUCGCUGCUUGGAUGUCCAUUGCAGGCAGUGUGGCUCAGUUGAUACCGGCAAUACUCAGCUCAUUUUAUGCCAGAUUAAUCAAGAAAUGA